AUGAACGACGACGCCGAGCUUUAUCAGAAAAGCAACACCUUGCAGAAGAGAGACGCCCUGGAGUGCCUCGAGGAGUACGCGAGGAAGAUCAGAUGGAGACGCCUCAGCGACCGGGUGAUAGACAUUGGGUGCGGAGACGGCAGCGUGACUGCCAGUAUACUGAGGAGAUACAUACCGAAUAGCUGCAGCAGGCUCAUGGGAUGCGACAUCAGCAAGAAGAUGGUACAGCACGCGAACAAACACUACGCGAAUAACCAGAUCUGCUUCAGGGUAAUGGACAUAGAAGGCGCUCUGCCGAGGGAGUUGCGGAACAGUUUUGACCACGCGUUUUCAUUCUACACCUUACACUGGAUUAAGCGGCAGGAGUGCGCGUUCAGAAACAUAUUUGAUCUGCUUAUAAAAGGUGGCGAUUGCUUGCUGAUCUUCCUUGGACAUAUGCCAGUGUUUGAUGUAUAUCGUAUCCUGGCUCGAAGUAACCGGUGGAGACCCUGGUUGAAGGAUGUCGACCGCUUCGUAUCUCCUUACCACGACACACAAGAGCCUGAAAAAAAAAUAAAAGUAAUGAUGGAGGCUAUAGGUUUUCACAACGUUGAAGUUAAACGGAAAGAGAGAUCCUUUACAUAUGACAGCGUAGAGGCUGUAAAAAAAGCGGUAACAGCAGUGAACCCAUUCAAGAUACCGAGCGACAUGCACGAAGACUUUAUGGAGGACUACGUGAGUGUAGUCAGAGACAUGAGGCUCAUAGACCAAGUUAACAACAACAUAGACGGCUUGAUCAGCGUAAGGGCCAACUACAGCCUGCUCAUAGCAUACGGGAGAAAG
Iphiclides podalirius (scarce swallowtail) is the source of this 822-nucleotide messenger RNA. Lineage: Eukaryota; Metazoa; Arthropoda; Insecta; Lepidoptera; Papilionidae. The record is from the annotation of a GenBank genome assembly.